Molecule: messenger RNA, 477 nt
Organism: Pneumocystis murina B123
Lineage: Eukaryota; Fungi; Ascomycota; Pneumocystomycetes; Pneumocystales; Pneumocystaceae
Exons: 3
Coding region: 1-477 (158 amino acids)
Source: RefSeq, a predicted model, not a curated record
AUGGAGAAUUCACCUAUAGAUAUAACAUCAAAAGACGAUUUUGAUGAAAAGCCACUUAGUAUUGAAAUUUUAGAUUUAUUAGAACAUCUUAAAGAACGAAUACAAAAUUUAACCGAAAAGCAAACGUAUCUUAAUGAAUACUUAUCUAAAGAAAAAGAUAACUUUAACAAAAUUUCAGAAUAUAAAGAUAUUAUAUUAAAUAUUCAAGCUAUACCCAAAUACAUUAGUAAGACAAAAUAUUUAAAACAUAAAGUCAAGUUUUUUGGAGAAAAAAUAGAUUAUCUGUCUGAAUUUUCUAGACAGAUAUAUAAUAAACGACAUGAUUUAUCAGAACAAUGGAAAACUAUUAAAAAAAUAGAACAAAAAAAAGACAUAACAAGGCUUUUAGCACAAAAAUCAAAUAAAGACAAUUCACCACCUGUCGUUACAUUAAAAAGAGAUGUAUCAAAAGUUAAAGAUGCCUAUAUUGAAGACUAA